Molecule: messenger RNA, 9357 nt
Organism: Catharus ustulatus (Swainson's thrush)
Lineage: Eukaryota; Metazoa; Chordata; Aves; Passeriformes; Turdidae
Gene: TMEM179
Product: transmembrane protein 179
Exons: 4
Coding region: 151-849 (232 amino acids)
Source: RefSeq, a predicted model, not a curated record
UCCCUCCUGCAUCCCUCCCUCCUGCAUCCCUCCUCCUUCCAUCCCUUCGUCCUGUAUCCUCCCUCCUGCAUCCUUCCUGCAUCCCUCCUCCUGCAUCCCUCCCUCCACCCCUCCCUCCUUCCCUCCCUCUGCCUGCGCACAGCCGCGGACAUGGCGCUCAGCAAUUUCCUCUUCGCUCAGUGCAUCUGCUAUUUCCUGGCCUUUCUCUUCAGCUUCAUCGUGGUGGUGCCGCUCUCCGAGAAUGGCAACGACUUCCACGGCCGGUGCCUGCUCUUCACCGAGGGCAUGUGGCUGAACGCCAACCUGACCGUGGAGCGGCAGCGCUUCACGGUGCAGGAGUGGGGCCCUGAGGCUGCCUGCCGCUUUAGCAUCUUCACCGGGCUCCUCUCCCUGCUACUGGCCACAGUGCAGGCCUGGAGGACCCUCUUCUUCCUCUGCAAAGGGCACGAGGACUCUUUCUUUUACGCCUUCCUGAAUCUGCUGAUCAGCGCCUUUGUGGUGUUCAUCACAUUUAUUGCCAGCACUAUAGUGAGUGUAGGAUUUAACAUGUGGUGUGAUGCAAUUACUGAAAAAGGAAGCAUGCCAAAUAGCUGUGAAGAAUUGCAGGAUAUAGAUCUUGAGCUGAACUUGGAAAACUCUGCUUUCUAUGACCAAUUUGCUAUUGCGCAGUUUGGUCUGUGGGCUGCCUGGCUGACUUGGCUGGCAAUUACCAUCCUGGCUUUCCUGAAGGUUUAUCACAACUACAGACAGGAGGACCUGCUAGAUAGCCUGAUCCAUGAGAAGGAGCUGUUGCUAGGAAGAUCCCCUUCACGAUCCUCUUUGCAAGAUGACAAAAGUGGCAUGAUCUAAAGUGUAAGGAAAUUUCCAGGGCAGGAUCUAGAUUUUAUUAUUCAGUAGUGUGAGCUGAAGUUGAGUCAGGGUAUUGAGUGUGUGAGAUCUUUUCCUGAAAUGAAAUAUAAUUGUGAAUCACUCACUUCCCCCAUGAGAAAUUGUUGGCAGAAAUACUGAUAUUAGGAUAAAGAGAAUGAACUACCCUAUGUGCCUGUGGCAUAGCAAACUUUCUGUCCUGUGCAGGCAAAAUUUGUAACCUGCCCUUGUCACCAGGGCUCCCAGGUGCCAUUGCUGGCUUUUGGGACAAGAGCCAUUUUUGAGGACUGAGCUGGCAAGACCAGGCUACAGAGUCCAGGCUAUUUCUUCAAACUAUUCUCCAACAACAGUUGUAACUGGAGCUGCGUUCAGUCCCUUCCCUGUCCCUCUCUUCCCUUUUUCCAGUGAAGCUGCCCCUGUUCUCUCUGCAGCUCUGGUUUGGGUGCAGGCUCUUGCUGUCUCUGCUUUUGCUGUGUAUAGAUGCAGUGCUGACAAACAAGUUGCUCCUGCUCUGAUUUUAUUUAAAACAUGGAGACCUGUAUUUCAGACUUGAUAUUUAAUAUUGGACAAUGUUUAUGAAUUCCAUGAAGCCCACAUAUUAUCACAGCACCUGUCAAAAGCUGUGUAUAAUAUGGAAAGAUGAUUGAGAACUUUUGUGGUUUUGUUUCUUCUUAGAUUUUGGCAUGACCAGCAUUUAUUAUGAAUUCUGAAGUAAAGUGUAGCUAGAAAUUGCUGAAGCUUGCACACUAAGAAAUUAAGCUGAAUAGAUAGUAUUAAUGCUUGUGCAUUUAUAAAUGUAACUUGGUGCCUAACAUUGUAUACUAUUCUGUUUUGAAUAUUAAUUUAUUUGUGAUAUUUAUUUCAUAUAGGAUAUUCAAAAUUAUUGUAAGCAUUUGCAUUGUAGGCUUCUAUAUAUAAACAUAGCAAGGAGCUCAAACAGCUGAGCUAUUUUAUAGGUAGUUUAGUGCUGAAUGGAUCCAUUCUCCCCACUCAUGGGCAGGAGUUCCAGGACAGGUGAAUUUUGCUGUGAAAAGGAAGAAGAAUUUCUAUUUACACAAAGCUCACUGGUGACUGUGCUGUUGCUUUCAGUUUUGCUUGGCCAGUGCUUAACAAAUCAGGUGAAUUGUUGAGAUCAGAGGCAGCUCUGAAAAUUAGGAAGAGUCACUCAGAGGAGUGUGGGAUUUGCAUGGCAGAGAACUAAGUUGUACUAGAAUUAAGCGUUUAUCCCCAGGUACACAUUACACAGAAGAGCCCAAAUCAGCAGAAAACUUAGGCAAACAACUAAGUUUGGGUCAAAGACUUUUUUGGGAGUACCACACCUUGCCUGUGGUACCUGUGUUUGAGUUGAGACUGAAUUUAUUGUGACAGAAUUUCAAGCCACACACGAUUAUAUGACCUGGUAAAUCAGAAUGAGGGGAGAGAAGACAGCAGGCUUCUACCACAUCAGAGCUCAAGCCUGGGGUUAGCACAACCAUGCAGAUUUACUGUUGUCUUCUAGGGACUCUGUGAUGCUUAGUUAAGUACCAGCUUAAGCAUUUCAUUGAAACAGAAUUUGAUGACAAAUCCCUCAAUUAUUAAGCAUUUUAGAGCAAAAAAUCUGACAGUGUAUUUAACUGCCAAAAUGUUCUCAUAGGUUUAGAGAAAAAACCCUCCAUGGGCCCUAAGCAGUGAACCAGCCCUGUGAACAUUGCUUCUAACCCCAGCUGGCCACAGCUUUCUGUAGAGAGGUCUUGUUCUUCAGCAUGAUUUCUGCCCACAAGAGAAUGUAAUUCCUUUGAAAGCUUUGCAGUGGUGACUUUUUUUGUGGUUGGGAGUUGACAUCAGAGCAGUACUCCUGGAGAGGGAAUCAGAGAUCAAGUUAAUUAAUUCCAAUGUAAAAUUCAGAUAUCAGGACUGUCAGAGUGACUCUUUAAAAAUUUCAUUUGGUCUAAUAGUUUGGAUAUUAAGAAAAAUCUCUUCAUUGAAAGGGUUGUCAAGCACUGGAACAGGCUGCCCAGGGAAAUGGUGGAGUUACCAUCCCUGGGCAUAUUUAACUGAGGGACAUGGUUAAGUGGUAGCCUUUGCAGUGCCAGAUUAAAGGCUUGUCUGGAUGAUCCUAAAGGUCUCUUUCAACCUAAAUUACUCUAUCUCUAAUAGGUGAUACACUCUUGCAAGUACCUGAGUCCAUUGCCAGGGAAUGACCUUCUUCAUAUGCUGAAGAAGAGCUUGGGUCUCGUUUCCCCAGCUGUGAAAGGCAGUCUCACUUUCACUCAGCAGUGAUGUCUCUUCCCACAAAUUACUUCAGUGCAUGCCUUACUCCUUGUGUGGAGCCAUGCUGCUGCUUUGUAUAAUACAUUUUAUGUGUAUGCCAAAUCAGGCUUAGGCUGAAGUAACCUGUGGGUUGGAACCACUGUUCCUGGUGUUGCCUGAGGGUUUGAAGAGCCAUGAGGCAGAUAGUAACAAGCAUCUUCUUGUGGUUCUGGCUCUGAGGUACCAGGGCCCAAGCCUUGUCUCUGGUUCUGAAAGAGAGGAUGCUGCUUACAUCUGGAGCUCAUGCUCUCUUCUACCUCUCCUGUCUCAAGGUCUUUUUCUUCCUUUCCACUUCCAUGAGAAGCAGCAAACACUGGUCCUGGAUUUGGAGUUGCCAUGCAAAAUAAAAAGAGGCUGAAGCUCUUCAUGAGUUCCAUGUUAAUCUCAGUCUGUUUUUCAUGGCUUCCCUGCCUUGACCAGGUGGGGUGAGGCUGGUACCCCCUUGCAAGCAUCAGUGAUGCUUAAAAGCAGAGCUGUUUUUGAUGGAAGCCGUUUAUGAGUCAGAAGGCAGACAAUGUAUGAGAAGCUCUCUGGCUGACACAAGGGGAGGAAGGAUGUCCUGUAACUCCCAGUUAUUGGAUGUCACAGCUAAGGCAAGACAGAUAGGGCUGGAAACACCAUCAGCUCUCUCACUGGCAUUCUUUACCAGGCUUCACUCUACAUAUUUUCACCUUCAGCCCUUAUUCUCAUACAACUCUGAACUCAACUCAUUUUCUUCUAUAGACCUUUUUCUUAUAAAAGACGUCUCUUUUUCUCAUAAGCCUCUCUGUUAGUUCUGUACAACUCUGUCUCCUUAUCUCAUAGACCUCUCUGUUAAUUGACUCCAUUCUCUAAUCAGCACCAUAUACUGAUUCCUUUUCUUAUGGACAGUUUCACAUAUCUUUGCUUCCUUCUAUCAUUCUGCAUGACUGGCUACCCCAAGCUAUCCCUGUCCCAGCCACCUAGCCCUAGACCAUCCCUCAUACUACAUUAUCUUACCUUAUCUGGCCCUUACACAACCACAUAGCUCCUCACAGCACAGCCAGCAACCUUCUGAUCUCUAUGUUUCCAACUUCAAGUGCUUAUGUAUCUGACAGAAAACUGACCUAUUCCUUAAUAUCCUCGAGACUGAUCGGCCAGGCACAGAUGUUACUUCUUUGGCAAUCAGUACAGCUGCAAGUUAUUGGGGAAGAUACCCUCCUGCACUACCCUGGCUCUCCACAAUUGGACACGCUUGGUGUUUUUUAUUUGCACUAAGUUUUCCACAACCUCCUCACCUAAAGCUUGGGCACUUAGGGCUGAAAACGUGUAAGAAUUGUGUUAUAAUUUUGCACACAUACAGACCUACCUAUGGUCUCUCUCAUGCACUUUUCUCUUUUGUACAUUUCUGAUGCUUGCUUUUAGUCAUCCGUUGCCAACCAGCACAUUGUGGGGCUGAGUCAAAUGUUGCAUUUCUGUGACAUUUCAAUACCUUCAAUUUGCCAUGUCCAAAGGCAGGCCUCUGGGAACACUCUAACAAGAGUUGUAUUCAAGGAACUGGAAAACUGUGUGGUACUUCUACUUUUAUUUAUUUAUUUAUUUAUUGUCACAUGGUAGAAGAGGAAAAAGCUUUGUGGGCUUUCCAAGGCACUGGGCUGUUGCCACACUAUGAUUCUGUUGUUCCAAUCUGAGGUUAAAUUCCCCACCAAUUCCCUGCCAGCAGUUCUCAUUGGGUUAGAAGAAUCUAAGCUAACAACUGUCAUCUGAGCUUUUUAGAUCAAUGCUGUUUAUUACUAUUUUUUAUAAUGGAGAAACAGCUGCAGCCAUCUUUUGGAACAGAGCUUCCUCAUGAGUGCAUUAUGCUCAAAACAUUCCACUAACUUUUGAGGCAUCUUUCAUCUGUGAAAUUCCAGUGAGAAUCACAAAAAUAAGAGCAUGAUGAUUUACUUUAUAAACUGAAGGACACAUUCGUGCUAUAGCAGUGAUUCUAUGGUCCCUUAAAAAAGGAAGUGUUAAAAUGCCCAGUGAUGGAUGAUUGAGUGUACCUUGUCAUGAAAGCAUCCUCUGUGUGUGUACAAUGCACACAGAUAAAUGCCAGAAAUAGUUCCUUGCUCUUCUGUGAUGGGAUAAAGGCUCUUCUCUUAACAGGUAACUUCAGCUGGAGGAGUCGCUGAAUGCCUUAAAUUUUUACACUUGCUUUUACUCAGUACUGGGACUUGUGCAACGACAAUGAUGAUGAUACCCAGAGGUGGAAGUGAUGUGGGCAGAGUAGGAAAGCAUUGCCAAUGCAUAACCUCCCACAGGCUGAGGUGAUUUUCUAAUGCAGGUUUGCAGGUGUUUUAAUUCCUCCCCUUUAUCUAAGUAAUGUCCUGCUGCUAGCCUAAAUUAGUCCAGUUAGGAGCAGUCAGAUUUCCCUUCAAGGCCUUCACUCCCCAGUAUGGAACACUGCUGAUUUAACCUAUGUGGUGUUUAGGAUGGAAGCAGAGCUGCAAGGAAGAGAAGCUCACACUUUACAGUCAUGUUUGGUGUAUGUGGGUUUUGUCAUCUUCCUUUUACAAAGCCUUCCCAAACAUUCUGCAUGUAAAAUCACUUUUACCAUUUAAAUUUUAAUUUAAAAAAAAAUCCAGACAGUAAUUUACACUGGAAAGACUGGCAGUGAAAAACCAGUCUGGAUUGUGACAAAACUUUUCUUUUUUCUCUAUCAAUGGCCCGAUUAUCCUUGAGCGAAUGAGCAUCCUGGCUGUAUCCAGAUCCUAAAUCUGUGCUUCAGACCAUUUCCUUUGCUGGUGGAAAAAGCCAUUUUUAUCUCUUGGAAUGUUUGCUUUGGAGGCCACAAAUAUCCUUUCCUUCUGGUUGGGCAAUCUGGGAAGAGGAAUGGUUUACCUGCAGUGAAAAAAUGCUCAUGUAACUUCAUAAGCACAGAAAUUGUUUUAAAACUAUUUCUGUUCAUGGCACUAGUGCCUUGAAGUACAUGUUUCUAUUUUUGUCCUCCAUAAGAAGGAGCAGAACUAGCCUGAGUUGUGUUUAACACUCAUGUAUAUGCACCUAAAUGUUAUUUUAGUGGAUUCCUUUUUUAAAUACAAAAUUCAACUCAGUAAUUUAUGAAGUUAAGAACUGCAUAGAUGACAACACAUUGAUGCUCUCCUGACAUAGAAGGGAGCUGCAUUCUCUUAGAAAAAUUAACAUUUGUUUCUGAGAGGUUAGAACAGAAUUUACUUAAGAUAUGGCAAGUACUGCGUAUUUCAGUGCAGACAUUUAAUGAAUAGUGUCUUUCCAUGCUGUUGUUGGGAAGAGUAUUAACAAAGCCAUGCUUUCUCUUUAGUUUUUUUGUCCAUGCCAAAGAGUGUAAUUGAACUGCUAUUGCAAACGUAGAUUAAUGUGAAUGUAUUCACCCGAGUGCUUAAAGACCUCUACCUCUCUUAGCUGCUAUAACUGCUUGAACUGUUAUUGCACACAGUAGAGAAAAAAACCUGAUUCCAUGUGAGAGUCUAAAUCCUAUUUCCAUAGACAGCUAAAGGAUUUAGGAUUUAAUGCUUAUUAGCUUCCUGUAAAAUCCUCAUUGCUAAAAAACGGCUUAAGUACCCGAGAAGUGCUGUGUGAAUAGCACUUUGCAUUGCUCAAAUAAUGAUAUAAUUUUGGUUUGGGAUUUUUAAAUUUAUUUUUUUCUCACCAAAAUAAAAAGCCAACAACAGCAAUUUGUUAGACAUGAAAGGUUAUCCUUGACCUCCCUCGAAUCCUCCUCCUGGAGCUCUUCCACUUGGCUUGAAAUUCCUAAAUAACAAUGAUUUAGAGUUGUGGCUCUGGUGUUUGUCAAGGAGAUAAACUACUUGGAAGCAAGAGUUGCUCACUGAAAUAGCUGGAAUUAUUUGUAUAAUGUUGGGAACAUGAGAAGGUUUUGUUCCCCACUCGACUGUGUUGUAAAUGAAGGUUGAGACAACCUGCCAGGAGAUGAGAAUGAUUUGUAAGUACAGUUGGUAUCUUGGAUGAUUUCUCACACAAGUGAGUAAACUGCCCUGAGACUAAAGUACUCUUCAUCUCCUCCUUGCUUUCCUCGUUUCCCCCAAGAUUUGGGCAAAUUUGACUUCACUGUGGAUACAGACUCCGAAGUGUAUUUAUGAAUGUGAAAAAAAUUGCAGUCUCUAUGACAAACUUUGUCAAAAAAUAAGAAAAGCAAACAUGGACUUUCCCUGUUCUCAUUCAGCCUCUCUGGAUCAUGACACUGAACCCUUCCCUUUACAUAAGCCAGGCCUGAUUUGGGUGAUGUGUUGCUCUGGGAGGUUUCCAAGGCUGGUGCCAGCAGUCUCUCCAGGAACCUGGUGGAGUUAGACAAGUGCUAUGUUAAACCAUAAAAAACUGUUUGAAAAACUCUUUGUUAAACCAUAAAAAACCGUUUGUCAUGGUAUCCCACAUUACACAGUCCAGAGCUCUUCACCCCAUCUCUCCUGCAGCAGAGAGAAUUAUUUUUUCCAAUUUACAUUGUGAAGUCCAACAGUUUGUGUGUGAAACACAGCACAUCUUCCUGGAACACACAGGAUUUGGAUUGCACCAGUUAAUCCACUCCACUUUCCAGGCUGUUGGAAACACUUUUAACCAUGGUUGUUGUAACAGGGUCCAGCAUUUGACUUCAUAAGCUGCUGGCAGCCUCCUUAUUAGACCACAUUCCCUGAGAGCAGCAGGCAGCCCCUCUGCUCAGAGGUGCUGAGAAGCUCUGAACUGAACAGAAUCCUUCCAGGGGGGACCACUCUGCUGGGGAGCACAGCCAGGGCACACUGAUGGUAUCAGAGCAAUUCUGGUCAAACACAUUCUAAUUAAAACAGCCCAAGUUACACAACUGAGAACUCAAUACAUUGUGAUCUGAAGUACACUCCAGAGAGGUUUUUGAAGGUUUAUAAACAAAACAAAACAAAAUAACAAAACUCCCCAACAGUUUCACUGAAGUUUCCUCCCUCUGCAUCCUUUAAUCUUCAAAAACAUUCCUGCAAACUUCAGAGAGGAUUUCAUUGCUGUCAAGCUGAUUUAGUCUUAUUUCUCACAUCUCUUCCUAAAAGACAAGGAUAGCUGAGGUGUGCAGGACAGUGGCAUCAAUCUGAACAGAAAUAAUUAAUGAGGAGUUAGUGCAUUUCCUGCGAGAGAUUUCAGCUUUUGGGCUGUGAUAUGAGGGAGAGGCAUUGACACCAAUUCCAGCCUUUGCUUGGCCUGCUCAGCCCCUACCUGCUUGUGUGGGCUCACAAACUGCAGAGCAUCCCCUUGAAGCAUGGGCUGACCUAAAGUCAGCAUCUGCAGAGAGCCAGCUGUGCCAGCUGUGCAGGUGUCUGGUGUCAGGGUGCUGACAUUGCCACCAGAUUUGGAGGAGAGCAGAUCCAGAUUUCCUACUCUGGCUCUUUGUGCAGUGCAGCUUGUGAGUUGCAUGGGGAAGGAAAUACUUCCCCAAUCUCUGUAGACUCAGCAUUUGUGAGUGUAGCUCAUCACCACCCAUAGUUUUAAAAGGUUUAGUGGUUUUGUGUGGUACCACCUGCAAAGAUCUGAAGCAAAUCUUUCUUGCUUGUCAGUGCAGAGCCUGAAAGCAUUUCAGCCUGUCUGAAAUAUGUGCCCUCUGAUAUAUGUAUUCAUGAGCUACUUCCUCUUAUACUGUCUCUUUUGUCUGUGGGAAAAGCUUUAUAAGAGAUUAUUUUUUUUAUUUUAUUUAUUUUUUUGUGCUGCUAAAGAGGUUCCUGCAAUGGAUAUUUGGGGAGAAAUCUUUUUCAUAAUUUGUGAAAGCAGUUGAGGAGCAGAUCCCUCACCAGUGUACAUAGAUUAUCCUGUGAGCAGCCACACCAGUCCACACGAGCUGAGGGUAGAGCCUGGCCUGUUUUGGAUAUUAUCUCUGUUGAUUUGUAUGGUCUUUUGCAGUGUAAUUACUGCUGAUUUUGAGCUUUAAUUGCAUGUGUUUGACAAAACCCGAAAGGGAGUGAGGUUCACUAUUGUUUUGAUACAGUCUAAAAAGGGAAGCUUUUUACUAGCAUUUUAAUACAGCCCUUUGUAAACACCCAGCAAAGAAAAAUGCUGAGUCCAAUCCUUCUGCUAGUGGAGUCACUGGGUUUCCUCUGGCUUUAGUAGGAGCUGGACUGGGUUCAGUGUACGUGGUACACUCCAGCAUUACUGAUAACGAGUUGAUGUGUUUUAUAUAUGGAUGCUUUUUGCUGAACAGUGCAUCAGCUUUCUAUGAUUUGGUGAAAUAUAAAAAUAAAUGAUUUGAAAAGUCAA